ACCAUCAUUUUCUUUACCCUUUCCCCGAAUAAAUAUCGCCGCAAAUAUCGGGUGUGCGUAGUUCUUGUUUAAAGGAUGGAAAAAGGACUACCAGCAGUAGUUUGUUUCUAAUGAAAGAGCAACGUAAUAGACACCUCAGAAACCAACCACAGCCAUAAAAAUCAUAGCCCAGGAAGAUGAUGUUGCAGGCAGACUGUCCAUUGCUGACCCAAGUUGAUUAUAGCCCAAGCCUUGGAAUCUAAUCCUUCCACUUGAAAGAAACACAAUGGAUGAUGAUAUUUUCUCUUGGCUUCGAUAGUUAACAUUAACAACAGUAGCUGAUAUUCUCCAAAAGAACACCGAUAAUGGCUUCUUUGUUGGCAAAAUCAGCAUUACUGAAAAGAGGCAAAGAUGAAGUGUAUGUAGCAGCAGUGCCUUUAAGAGCUACAAAAGGAGCAGCCCGGCUGGUUAUGUCUGCUGCUUAUUCUCUCAACCUUUGGAAUUUGCAGCAUUUCAUGGUCAUCAUCAAACCUCCUUCCCAUUCUCAGGCCUUUCUAGUUUUUGAUUUUCAACCUAAAGAUCCUGAAAAUAUAUAUACAGCACUCGCAGUUCUAUCUGGCAGACCAGUGCCCGGAACUGUUCUUGUGAGAAAAGUAACAAAACUGCCAAGAAGCAAAUGCUGGUUCGUUGGAUCCUCCAAACAGGAUGAUGCUACAGAUGUUGCAACUAGAUUCAACAGUAGCUGGGACACCAGUUUGAAAGUCGGCCGUCAUGAUUGUCGUGAUUAUACAAAUGGAUUGGUGGAGCUUCUGACUGGUGAAGAACAUGUGUUAGAGCGGUUGAGAAGCACCGAUUGUCAGAGUCUAAGCAUCAACUGAAGGCUGCAUGAACAUGUGUUCUCACUCAAAGCACUGUGUGUGAACUACAAUAUCUUGGUCCAGGAGAAUCCUGCGCCAUUGUGCUGAAUUUAGUUUUUUUCUUCUCUUUACCAGGGUACGAAAUCCGAGCUUGCCAAGCUUAAACUUGAUUUGUUUUCAUUAGGAAUUGAUACUAUUACUAGGUCUGUGUUUAGAUUCUGUACAUGAAAGUUCUAAGUUCUUGCUUCUCUGAUGUAUACAUGAGUUGAAAGUUUUCAACUGAUUCAUAAUGCUCAAUGAAGUAGAAGUGGAAAAGCAGGGCAUUUACCCAUUAUAACAAUCUAGAUGCUAUUAAACUGUCAAUUUCUGAACUGGAAGUCCCAGGAGAAGUCCUAAAUUGUGCAAGUCCUAUUAUCAAUAUAGCUUUCGCUAUUCUUAGUUCUAA
This is a messenger RNA of Ricinus communis (castor bean), 1281 nucleotides long. RefSeq lists its product as uncharacterized. The record is from RefSeq and is a predicted model, not a curated record. The transcript has 4 exons. The coding region runs from base 345 to 857 and encodes 170 amino acids. NCBI's taxonomy places the organism in Eukaryota, Viridiplantae, Streptophyta, Magnoliopsida, Malpighiales, Euphorbiaceae.